GUCAUUUUCAACUGUUCCUUGUUCUUCCAAGAUGACAGACCCUGCCCUAAGAAAGAGGCGCAAUUAUGAUGAGAACUCACUACAAAAUGGCUCUGGAAUAAAUGUCGAUGAUUACACAGAUGACACUAAAAAAGUUAAUGUGUCGAACCUAAGCCCAUCAAAAUAUUCGCAUCUUAUUGGCCUUAGCAUAGUUACUAUUGCUGGCUUCUUCGUUACUUUUUACAAGAUCUGGUAUCCAGCGGAAGUGGUGUUUGACGAGGUCCACUUUGGCAAAUUUGCUGGAUAUUAUCUUAGACGAACAUACUUUUUUGAUGUUCACCCUCCUCUUGCAAAAAUGAUGUUGGCUGCAGUUGGAUAUAUGGUUGGAUAUGAUGGUCAUUUUGAAUUCGAUAAUAUUGGAGACAGUUAUAUCGAAAAUAAUGUACCAUAUAUCGCUCUUCGUGCAUUGCCUGCCUCCCUUAAUGUUUUUUGUAUCGCGCUCAUGUACAGUAUCAUGAAAGAAUCUGGGUAUUCUGUAUGCACUUGUUUUCUUACUGCCAGUUUGUACCUACUUGAUAAUGCAAUCGUUGCUCAACACCGUCUGAUUAUGUUGGACAGCAUGUUAAUCUUCUUUAUGCUGGCCACAGUGUACUCUUAUAUCCGAUUCCGUAAAGUUAGACACCAAGAAUUUUCUGCUACAUGGUGGGCUUGGCUUCUUGCAACUGGCGUCACAAUGGCAUUGACACUGAGUGUCAAAAUGGUCGGUCUUUUCCUUGUUGCUGCCAUCGGUAUUUGUGUAAUUGUUGAUUUGUGGGAUUUGCUCGAUAUUAAACGUGGAAUUUCCAUCGAUCAUUUUAUAAAACACUUUUAUGCAAGAGCACUUGGCUUGAUUGCCGUCCCAGCUUUUAUUUACAUGUUCUGGUUUUAUGUCCAUUUUGCUAUCCUGGUUGAAUCUGGUCCCGGCGAUACAUUCAUGAGCUCAGCAUUUCAAGAGACUCUCAAGAAUAGUGCAAUUAAGAUGAAGUCACUAGAUAUUCAUUAUAACGAUGAUAUUCGACUUAUGCACAAGGAUACCGAGAAAUAUCUUCAUUCUCAUGAUUUGGAGUAUCCUUUACGCUACGAUGAUGGACGAAUUAGCAGUCAAGGUCAACAAGUUACUGCCAUCACUGUUCCUGACGAUAACUCUUGGUGGCGAAUCAAGCCUACAAAGGAAAUAUCGGAAGAUGAACCUGUUCCUAUCAUCCACGGAGAUAUCGUCCAACUUGAGCAUGUGGGCACAGAAACUAUUCUUCUUACCCAUGAUGUUGCUUCUCCAUUGAUGUCAACAAACGAAGAAGUCACUACAGUAGACUUGGACGAGAGAUACAAUGAAACUCUCUUCCAGGUAUUAUUUGAUGACCACAACAAUGGCGAUAUCUGGCAAACAUACAUGAAGGCUGUCCGUUUGGUCCACAUGGAUACCAAGGUCGCUAUCUGGACACAUCCUAAAAAUCUUCCAGACUGGGGCUUGGGUCAUCAAGAAGUUAACGGAAAUAAGAAUUUGAUGGAUAAAAGUAACUACUGGGUGGCCACUGAGAUUGAUGGGUUGAAUGCAACUGAAAUCAACUUGGAGAAGAAGAAGGAAAUCAAAACAAUACCUUUCAUAUUCAAGUUUGUUGAAUUACUUGGACGUAUGCUCAGUCAUAAUUCUGGUCUUACUAAGCCUCACCCUUAUCAAUCAAAUGCUAUUUCUUGGCCAUUAUUGUCGCGUGGAAUUUCAUACUGGUCAAAGGACGAUACUAAGGAGCAGAUCUACAUGACUGGAAAUGUUUUUGGCUGGUACCUCUCUAUGGUUGGAACUAUCAUCUACACUGGUGCUAUUAUCAUUGAUACAAUUUGCCGUAGAAGAGAUGUUGCAUGGAUUGAAGAGCCUCUUCGCCGCCGUUUAAUUCAAUCUGCUGGAUUCUUUAUACUCCUUUGGCUUCUUCAUUAUAUCCCUUUCUUUGCUAUGGGUCGUGCUCUUUUCCUUCAUCAUUAUCUCCCAGCAGCAGCAUGCAAUUAUUUAUUGCUUGGAGCUGUAUUCCAGUAUCUUUUCAUAACAAGCGUUGAUUCCCCUACUUCUGACCUGAGACGUAACCAGAGUGCGUUGGAAGAAAUUCACCCUGUCGGCCCAGCUCAUGCACAAACAUCUACUCAGGCACAACCGACCACAAAAACAUACAUUAUCGCAACAAUAAUCUUGGCAUUACAAUUCGCAUGUUUUGUAUUCUUGUCGCCUCUUACAUACGGUAGUCCUGGGCUCAGUAUUGAUGAGGUCCAAAGACGUAAAGUCUUCAGUGGAUGGGAUCUUCAGUUCGCCAAAUAAAACGCAUUCUUGGCCAAUUUUGUAUAGCAAUUUAGCAUGGGCUUUCCCAAUCAUUUUUUUAAUAAAAAUAUUUUCAAAUGAUGUUUAUUAUCAU
This is a messenger RNA of Phycomyces blakesleeanus NRRL 1555(-), 2417 nucleotides long. Its product is annotated as glycosyltransferase family 39 protein. The transcript is spliced from 12 exons. NCBI's taxonomy places the organism in Eukaryota, Fungi, Mucoromycota, Mucoromycetes, Mucorales, Phycomycetaceae. Bases 32 to 2323 code for a protein of 763 amino acids. Gene Ontology annotation, molecular function: dolichyl-phosphate-mannose-protein mannosyltransferase activity. Gene Ontology annotation, biological process: protein O-linked glycosylation via mannose. The record is from RefSeq and is a predicted model, not a curated record. Gene Ontology annotation, cellular component: endoplasmic reticulum; membrane.